Molecule: messenger RNA, 1065 nt
Organism: Penicillium griseofulvum
Lineage: Eukaryota; Fungi; Ascomycota; Eurotiomycetes; Eurotiales; Aspergillaceae
Exons: 2
Coding region: 1-1065 (354 amino acids)
Source: RefSeq, a predicted model, not a curated record
AUGCCUGCCAAAUCUCCCUCUAGUAAGGGCGCCAAGAAAGAGAUCAAAACUGAGAUGUCUUCUCCCACUCACAGUUCCGUCGCCAAUGGUGACAACGAGAGUGAGUACAGUUUUGGCUUGCCUCCUGCUCCAGACCCAAUCUUAGCCCCAUUCCCAUGUACCGAGGAUGAUCUUAUCCUAUGUCAUGCUCCCACUACUGACCCCACUACCUACCCUAUCUUUGUUUCCCGAAAUGGACGCUGGGGCCGGUAUUAUCUUCCCUCUAAUAACAGGACUAUAGAGUCUUCCGCUUCUAGUACCAACAAUACGGCCAACGGAAAUGGCAAUAAUGCAAAGAGUGAGUUUGCCGGUCUCAGUCUUUUCUUGAACCAAUUUCCCUGUUCCCAGGACGAUAUGACCUUGGAUCCCUGUCCCAAUUCUGGCCCCAAUCCCACCUUUUCUUCUCAAAACGGACGUUGGGAAUGGAUGUUUCUCCCUUCUAACACCGGUAUAGAGUCUUCCCCUCCCAAGGCCACGGUGGAAGACAUGCCUGAGGCCAAUCCAAACAUGCAACGAUCAGACAGCCCCCUCUCUACCAUUGACCUAGAUGCCUUCCUAUUCCCAUUCCACAUCCUCGAGAACGACGAUGAUCACCCCCCAGUGCCCUCGAUAGUUGAUGACGUAGCCGGGCAAGCCAAGACCGUGAAGCAUGUGAAAUUUUUCAUGGAUACUACUCACGAUAAGCACUUCGUCCCCAUCGAAGUCACCCAUCUCAUUGGCCAUGCGAACUGGGAACAAUGGUUGAGCUCCAUGCGCCUGCUUUUCCGCCAGCACUCGGUGUGGUCUGUUGUGACCUCGGAGAUUCAGCCACUACCUCCUUCCCACAAUCUGUACCUAUGGUAUGAACGCAUGUGUGAUUGUGCAAUCGGCCUUAUCUACGCCAACGUCUCCGAGGAGAUCCGGAAAUCCGCUUGUUUCAUAAACAUCGCGUGCGACGAUGAUCCUGAGGUUUUGAUCUCUCAUCUCUACGUCCACUAUUCCUCGCCUGACUCGGAUGACGUUCAUUCGGAGGAUGAACUGGAUUAG